AUGCAGCUAUCGUUUGCUGGAACUUUGAUGGAGCUUUUUGUGGACUUGAUGGGUCCUGUUUUCCAAAUCUUGUCAGCACGCUUUGGUAUCCGCUUUGUCCUAAUCUUAGGCUCCAUCAUCAUGGUCCUUGGUCUUGAGCUUGCAUCCUUGAGCACUGAGAUCUGGCACGUUUAUUUGACACAGGGUGUGCUAUUCGGUUCUGGGGCAUCGCUUUUAUACGUGGCUGCAAUGAGUGUACCAGCCCAAUGGUUUUCAAAAAGAAGAGGUCUUGCCUUGGGCAUCGUUUCGAGUGGUGCAGGCAUUGGUGGUGUCGUUUUACCCUUUGUGCAAACAGCUGUCAACAACACACUUGGCAUCGCAUGGGCGUAUCGCGUGAUCGGCUUCAUUUGCCUUGCAGGAAACAUCCUUAUUUGCAUCCUCGUGAGGGAAAAGUACCCGGGCCAUAAAAAAGGCGUCAAAACCGUUGAUGAGGAAGUCCAAACCCAAUCAUCAAAGAAGGCUUCGAUGCGUGAAAUCUUUGAUUUUACCAUUCUAAAGGAUGUAAACUAUCUCAUGUGGGUCAUCUCUACUAUGGUCUCAGUUAUGGGUUACUUUGUUCCGUUUUUCUUUUUGCCUUCCUAUGUCACCCAACAUCUUGGCUUGAGCAGUGAGGAUGCUAGUGCCAUCACCGCUGUUAUGGCAGCAAGUACCACUGUGGGUCGCAUCUCCAUUGGUUAUAUUGCCGAUCGCAUUGGACGCAUGAAUGCUUUGAUCAUUUGCAACAUUAUUUCAGGUCUCAGCUCGUUUCUAAUUUGGGUGUUUGCAUACGACUACAAUACCAUGAUGGCAUUUGCUGUGGUUUUCGGCCUCGUAUGCAGCAUCUACUUUUCAUCUAUGUCCACCAUUACGGCUACCAUCGUGGGCAUCGACCGGUUCCCUACCGGCUUGUCAGUUUUACUCAUGACGAACAUGGUGCCUGUGUGGGGCCCAUCCAUUGCAAGUGCUGUGGAGGCUCGUCUCUACAACACAGAGCCCUAUUUCUCAUACAAGAUGUUCACAGGCGUCACCUUUUUGCUUGGAGGUCUCAUUCUUUUUGCACUCAAGAUCAAAAUGACCAAGAGCUUCAUGUCAAAAAUCUAA
Lichtheimia ornata is the source of this 1119-nucleotide messenger RNA. RefSeq lists its product as uncharacterized. Gene Ontology annotation, cellular component: fungal-type vacuole membrane. Gene Ontology annotation, biological process: transmembrane transport. The record is from RefSeq and is a predicted model, not a curated record. Lineage: Eukaryota; Fungi; Mucoromycota; Mucoromycetes; Mucorales; Lichtheimiaceae. Bases 1 to 1119 code for a protein of 372 amino acids. Gene Ontology annotation, molecular function: transmembrane transporter activity. The transcript has 8 exons.